Paraglomus occultum is the source of this 723-nucleotide messenger RNA. The record is from the annotation of a GenBank genome assembly. Lineage: Eukaryota; Fungi; Glomeromycota; Glomeromycetes; Paraglomerales; Paraglomeraceae.
AUGUCAAACAGAACAUCUAAAGUUGUUAUAUUACUACUCGUCACUGUGCUCAUCCUUGGACCAGCUGCAUACGCGUUUCCUGCGACCAACACUUAUUCUUCAGACAAUGCCAAUGUUCCAACAAGUACAUAUAGCGACUAUAGCCAGGCUACCCCGACUUACGAUUCUGGAUGUGCAUGUGUUAAUAUCGGCUCUAUAAAAGAUCAACCAACCAAUUACGUUCCAGAAGCAGUCAAAGUUCCCGAUGAAUAUAAAUUCAAAUUCUUGCUUUACGCAUCUGGAUAUCAACACUAUCAAUGCAAGGUUGGAGCACAGGGACAACCAGGAAAUUGGACGUUUGUUGGACCUGUCGCAUAUUUAAUAAACGACAUCCGUUAUAAUUCGUUUGAAAAUGUUUGUGAUCGAGUUGUUUUUCACCAUUUAGAGAAAAUCGAUAACAUUAGUGGAGUGGCAUGGGGUGGUAUAAUUCCAACAGACCAAUCUAUGGUUGUCGCCAACCCGGUCAUGACUUUCCCUUCUCCUGAUGGAGAGAACAAUAUUCCGUGGUUGCUGGCCAAAGCUAAUUACAACUCUGGUGUUGGCGUAUUCAGUGAUGUCACAUACAUCUACCGCACCGAGACAUACGGAGGUAAAGCCCCACCGAAUGAGAAAUGUGGCACCGAGUUUUCUGAUGGUUACGAGUAUGCUAGCCCAUACGAGGCUCAGUAUUGGUAUUAUCAUUAG